Choloepus didactylus (southern two-toed sloth) is the source of this 613-nucleotide messenger RNA. It is a transcript of the gene CBX3, whose product is annotated as chromobox 3. The transcript has 6 exons. Gene Ontology annotation, cellular component: pericentric heterochromatin; nucleus. The record is from RefSeq and is a predicted model, not a curated record. Gene Ontology annotation, molecular function: chromatin binding. Gene Ontology annotation, biological process: negative regulation of transcription by RNA polymerase II; chromatin organization. NCBI's taxonomy places the organism in Eukaryota, Metazoa, Chordata, Mammalia, Pilosa, Megalonychidae. The coding region runs from base 137 to 613 and encodes 158 amino acids.
CGCGCUCUGCUCCUCGGCCCCCUCCCCGUCGGAUGUGGCUGGAGCUGGAGGCGCCCAGGGCCGGAGACGCUGCAGACUCGGGACUCGGAGCAGCUCGGAGGCGGUGAAUAAUAGCUCUUCAAGUCUGCAAUAAAAAAUGGCCUCCAAUAAAACUACAUUGCAAAAAAUGGGAAAGAAGCAGAAUGGAAAGAGUAAAAAAGUUGAAGAGGCAGAGCCUGAAGAAUUUGUGGUGGAAAAAGUACUGGAUCGACGUGUAGUGAAUGGGAAGGUGGAGUAUUUCCUGAAGUGGAAGGGAUUUACAGAUGCUGACAAUACUUGGGAGCCUGAAGAAAAUUUAGAUUGCCCAGAGUUAAUUGAAGCAUUCCUUAAUUCUCAAAAAGCUGGUAAAGAGAAAGAUGGUACCAAAAGAAAAUCUUUAUCUGACAGUGAGUCUGAUGACAGCAAAUCAAAGAAGAAAAGAGAUGCUGCUGACAAACCAAGAGGCUUUGCUAGAGGUCUUGAUCCUGAACGCAUAAUUGGUGCCACGGACAGCAGUGGAGAAUUAAUGUUUCUCAUGAAAUGGAAAGAUUCAGAUGAGGCCAGACUUGGUGCUGGCAAAAGAGGCAAAACAUGA